Messenger RNA from Porites lobata, 3069 nucleotides. The record is from the annotation of a GenBank genome assembly. Lineage: Eukaryota; Metazoa; Cnidaria; Anthozoa; Scleractinia; Poritidae.
AUGUGUGACAAAGAAUACACAACAGAAGAGCUCAACUAUUUCCGGGUCUGCUACAUCACCACCAGCAUUAUCCGAGAUGGUCUAGAAGCAGUGUUUAAACAGGAAUGGAACAGAGUGCAUGGAAGCAUAUUGGGUACAUGGAAAGACACCGCAAAAAACGGACACGACUUUUUCAAUAUGGAAUCCUCAAGAAGCAAGCGCAGAAAUAUCAAACUUUUAAAAAUCAUACAAAACGGAAACACAGAGGAAUGGGAUUCGACGUGUUUUUUCUUCGCAAUUCUGUAUUCGGACUCGCUUCGGCCUCGGCUAAGCCCGACAGUUGUCUCUCAAGUUGAGGUACUAAGAGGGUUUCGCAAUACUGUUUUUGCACACUCUUCUCAAGCCCAUAUUUUGGAAACUGACUUUCGGGCCAGUGUCACAAUAGUGACAAAUGCGUUUAUGGCUUUGCAUCUGGACACCAAACAGUUACAAAACAUCAGCAGUCAAAAGAGCUUUCCAACUGAAGAGCUUCAACAGCUUCAAGAAAAAGUCAAAGCUUUAGAGGAAGAGUUAGGCGAACCCAAAUCCUUCAUGUGUCUCCCACCAAAGCCAUCCCACGAGGUCGUUGAGCGAAAGUCGGAAACUAACAAGAUUCUGCAAAUGUUUACUGAACUUCGGAAUGACAAUGAUGAUGCCUCGAUUGUAUCAGUUUAUGUCCAUGGAAAUCCAGGAUGUGGUAAAAGUCAGAUUGCUCGUGACGUGGGAAAAAAGGUCUAUGAAGAAGCAAUUCUCAACCUUGACGAAGACAAUUGUACAUUUGUAAUGACCUUGAAUGGAGAAAGUAAGCAGUCUAUGCUAGAUUCAUACCUUAAGUUUGCCCGUGAACUUGGUGUUACAGAAUACACACUUAGAAGUAUUACUGGAACAGACUCCAAUUUGAAGGUCGAUGAAAGAAUCUCCCAUCUUAAAAUGCUUGUUUUGACCAAAGUAAAGGACUAUUCCACAUGGCUGGUGAUAAUUGACAAUGCUAAUGAUUUGGACAGCCUGAUGGCCUGCUGGCCCGAUGAACAGUGGCACGGAGUUGGGAAACUUCUUGUUACCACCCAAGACAGUAUCAAUUUGCCGUUUGCUGACCUUUCUUGCAAAGAUAUUUCUUUAAGUGAAGGAAUGAACAUGGACGAUGCAUUAUUUCUUCUUAGGUCGAUCUGUGGUUUUUCCAGUGAGAAUAAGGAAGAAGAACAUUCUGUUGUUGAGGAACUAGAUUUUCAGCCAUUAGCCAUUGCCUGUGCAGCAAUCUACGUUUUGUAUACUACUUCAGUAGGAAAUUCCACGUGGAAGAAUUACCUGAAGAAAGUGAAAAUGGGAAAGAGACAUUUGACCGAGAAGAAAUUUCAAAGGGUAAACAGUGCGUACCCGUUGUCCAUGACUUCUGCCAUCACCAUAGCAGUUGAAAAGUUGGUCCAAGAUGAAGUGUUCCGGCAUGUCGUUCCUUUUAUGGGUUUAGGUGCACCAGAACCUAUUGACCUUGGUAUUAUUGUUAGUUUUGUUACAAAACAAGACCCAGCUCUCGAUGAGGACAUAACCGCUGCUGACAUCGCCAAAUGCUCAUUGCUGAUUUCGUUCAUCCAAGACAAUGCUCCAGGAACUCGUAUAGGUGUGCAUAAGGUUGUCCAUGAUGUCUUUAAAAGACACAUUCUUGACAAGCUCAGUAUAGAGGAGUUUACAGUUCUAACCAAAACGUACAUCGAGACAUUAUCUCCUCUUGUACAACACAUUCCUCUCCAGCAAGACCUUGAAUUUCACUUUUUUUCCAAAAUGAUUGCCCCUCAUUUGAAACUGUUUAGCAGUAACUUGAGGUCACCUCUUGAUGUGUCAAGCGACCAAAGCAAAGAGGUCAUAAACACAUUACUUAAUUUUGGCCACAUAUGCCUUGUACACGACUAUCUUCUUCCAGCAGAGAGGUAUUUUGAACUCGCCCUCGAGAUCACCAUUAAAGAAGGGGAAAGUAAUGAUGUAGACAGAAGUAAAGUGAAGGCAACCAUUCUAAACUGUCUAGGUGAUGUGCUUUGCAUGCAAGGCAAGUUUGAGAAGUCUACAGUCCACCAUCAGCGUGCCCUGGCUCUGUUUGAAAGCCUAAAUCCACUUGAGCCAACUGCAGAUAUUGCGGAUUCUCUGAUCAAACUUGGAAACGUUUCCUUCAGUGAUGGUCACUUUGAAGAGGCCAAAGAUUACUACAACAAAUCUCUAGAAAUCAGACAAGGGAUUUUUGGUACAGAUCAUAUCACUGUUGCUUCUUGCCUUAAUAACCUUGGAUGUGUCUACAGCACACUGGGUGACCACCAAAGUGCAAAAGACUUUUACCAAAGAUCACUGGAGUUAGAAGAGAGGAUGUUCGGCAAAAUGCAUAGCUGCGUUGCUGACACUUUGUGUAAUUUAGGAAUUGAGUUUAGUGAAUUAGGCUUAACAGAUGAAGCCUUUCAGUACCACCACCGGGCCCUUGAGAUGAGAAAGGAACUUUACUUUCCGAAUCAUUUUUUGAUCUCUGAAUCUUACAACAACCUUGGCAUAAUGCAUAAGGGGAUGGGUCAAUUUGAAGAGGCAAUGCAUUGUUUUGAAGCGGCGUUGUGCAUCAGAGAGAAAGUGUUGCCCUCAGAACAUCCGGCGACCGCCGACUUACUAGACAAUCUCGGUCAGCUGUGUAUGGAACAGGGUGAACUAGAGAAGGCCAAGGAAUUUCACUUCCGAGCAUGUGACAUCAGAAUCAAAAGUUUAGGAAGCGAGCAUUGUAAAGUUGGCGACAGUUUUCUCAACCUUGGCCUGGUUCAUGAGCACUGCUUUGUACUUGAUGAUGCAACCAGAUUUUUGAACAGAGCUUUAGAGAUCUAUUCCAUUUCUUACCCAAGUGAUCAUCACCCGAAAGCGUUGGCGCAAGAAUGUCUUCAGGGUAUCUCACAGCAACAAGUCAACCUAGAUGACCCAGGUCAUGGGCAUACUAGGGAUGCUCACUCCACAGUUCGGGCUCCAUUUUACCUAGCUUCUAAGGGGAGAUCAAGUAUCUGGCACGACGCACACUGGGGAAGGCACCUACAG